This is a messenger RNA of Didymodactylos carnosus, 2112 nucleotides long. The record is from the annotation of a GenBank genome assembly. NCBI's taxonomy places the organism in Eukaryota, Metazoa, Rotifera, Eurotatoria, Philodinida, Philodinidae.
AUGACAACAAUACCAACUGAAAUUGUUUUAACUGUUAGAGAUCCAAAGAGCGAAUCUAUCUAUUUGUCAUUGAACGAGCAACUUAUUAAAAAACUGAAUGAAAUUCAAAAUGAACUAUACCAGUACCUCCGACUACAUGCUACGGACGACGAAGAGUUAAAAAUAAGAUUAGCAAAAUAUACACAUUUAAUUGAUACGACAAAAAAAAUUCGUGAUACACCGGAAAGUUGUCCAGUUCUAUUGUCCACAACGUACGGAACUGAAAAGAUUCAUUCAACAUUAACGUAUAUUAAUGAUCUUUUACGUCUAUUUGAAAAUCUGAUUGAGAACGGUAAUACUACAUUGUACGAUGAGUUAUUGACUCGUCUACCACGAAUCUAUGCUCCAUAUUCAACUGUCGGUGAUGAAGCCUCAAUACACGAGUCAUUAGGAAAUCUAGUGAUUGUCGAUACGCCAGGCCCGAAUGAAAAAAGCCAUUCUGAUCUAUUAAAAAAUAUCUUUCAAAAAGAAUUAGAAAAUGCAGCAAUUAUUUUAGUUGUACUCGAUUUUACUGCUUUAAAUACUGAAGCUGAUGAUUUUGUGGCAAAAAGUAUUAAUGAUAUUCGAUAUAUACAACAUGGCCAUAAUUCACUUUACGCUCUUCUUAAUAAAGUUGAUCAACGUGACAGAAAUAGCAUGACCGAAGAACAAGCACAAGAAUUUGUUGCUAACACAUUUAGUAUUAAAAAUGAUUCCGAAGAAACGCGAAUAUAUGAAAUUCAAGCUCGUCGUGCUCUUUUAUCGAAACAAUUUUUAUUUGAAUUAAAAUCAUUUACUGAAGGACAUGAUAUCCUACAACUACCGUCGGCAAAAGACUUUAUUGAGCAAGCUUUUGGUGUUCGUGGAAAAAAGAAAAUUCCAACUGUGGAAGAAUUACGAGAAGCUGUUGAAGAUUUAUGGAAGGAAUCUGGAUUUCAUUCCUUUUUACAUGGUGCUAUUGACAGUUUAGUUCGAAAAACUACACCACGUUGUUUGCAAGCAGCAUUAAUUUAUUGUCUUUCGGCUAAUGAACCUUUAAAAGAAAAUGUAAAAAUUGGAAGAAAUUUACUGGAUAAAGAUGCUAAAAACUUAGAACAAGAAAUUAUUGCAUUGAAAAAUGAUUCAAAAAAAUUAAAAGAAGUAAUGAAUACGCAAAAAGUUGUUUUACAGGCAGCUAAAAACGAUGCUAUGUUAAUUGUUAUCAAGAAUGAAUUUAAUAAAGCUAAAACCGAUGGCGUUAAUAGAUUGAACACUUUGUUUGAUGAAUUAUCUAAAGACGAAAUCGAUCGAAAAGUUCUAGCUGCAGAAAAGGUCCAGUCAUUUCUUUCAAAUAUUUUGAAUCGUAUAUUUCCUACGGAUCGAUUUCUUAUUUCUCCUAAAUUAGAUUUAACUUUUCUUACAAUAAAAGUAUUGAUGGGUGCCGAUUUGAUAUAUAACAGCGAAGAAGAAGCCAAAACGUUUAUUAAAGGGUGGAACAUUCAAGUACACGCGAUAAGUGAGAAUGCACUUGUUGAUAUUCGCAAGGUCGUCAAUCACAACUGUCAAAUGCUAUGUAAUAAACUAAACGUUGAUUUAAAACUUACAACAGAAGAAGUAUUAAUUGAAGCACAAAAACGUUUAACGAACACAUUUGAUCUUGUAAUACGUCCACCUCGGUUAUUCGAUUCAGAAAUCAAUGAAAUGGAAGAUAACAAUGAAAUAUCGGUUAUUGAACGAACAUAUCGUUCAUGGUGGACACUUCGACUGAUUGAUAUACCAUUUACAGAAGGUGAAACCGACAGUGAUACUCGAUUUCGUAUAACACUAGCAAGUUUAAGAAGUCAUUGCUUACAAACAUUACAAAAUAAUAUUGAUGCAAUUCAGGAACAUCUUGAAACAUAUAUACAAAAUGUCUUACAAAAAGCAUUUGAUAGACAUUUUCAAAAAUUAGAUGAAUAUUUAAAACGUUAUCAAGGUUUUGUAGAACAAUCAUUAAAUCGUACGUUUCGUACAAAGGAAGAGAAAGAGAAUUUUAAAAUACAAUUAAAUGAAUUAUUAAAUAACUUUCAUCAAAAUUUUAAAGAUAUUAAAAUGAAAUUACAACUACUUCAUUAG